UGGGUUUUUUAAAAUCGACUGUACGACGAUGUUCAUCCUGGUUAGCUCUGUUUCGAAUUUUGUACUUCUAGCACUGCAGUAUCGCAUUUAAAAUUGCCUAUUUUUUCGAAUAAAAACAUUUAAUUUUCUUUCACCAACCUAACCCAACAAAAGUCACUAAAUCUUAAACCCACGUUGUAAUCUGUCAACACCUGACAUAACCUGAAAACCCGUUUCUUAUUUCGACUGUGUUUUUGUGUUAUAAUUAAAACCCCAAAAUGGCUUCUCUCCCGGGUUUCGCCAACCCCAACGAAGCCGUCGAAAUCGACACCCCCGAAGAAAAACCCAAGAAGAAAACCUCGAAAAAAAGCGGCGGUUUCCAGUCCAUGGGGCUCAGUUUCAAUGUCAUCAAAGGUGUUACGAAACGCGGCUACCAGCAGCCUACCCCCAUUCAAAGAAAAACCAUCCCCCUUGUCCUUGAAGGCAGGGAUGUUGUAGCUAUGGCACGCACCGGCAGCGGCAAAACCGCAUGUUUUCUCAUCCCCAUGUUCGAGAAACUGAAAAUGCGAAGCGCCAAAGCGGGCGCUCGCGCUCUUAUAUUGUCCCCAACGCGAGAAUUGGCUCUACAGACUUUGAAAUUUAUCAAGGAGUUGGGGCGCUUCAUGGGGUUGAAGUCGGCGGUGAUUCUAGGGGGGGACUCCAUGGAUGAUCAAUUUUCGGCGAUUCAUGGCAAUCCGGAUAUUAUUGUGGCCACGCCGGGCCGAUUUUUGCACGUGUGUAUUGAAAUGGAGCUGAAAUUGACCAGUUUGGAGUAUGUGGUGUUUGAUGAGGCCGAUCGUUUGUUUGAAAUGGGGCUGGGGGAGCAGUUGAGCGAGAUUGUUAAUAGGUUACCGGAUUCGCGACAAACGGUGUUGUUUUCAGCCACGUUACCGAAAGUGUUAGUAGAGUUUGCCAAAGCUGGGUUAAAUGACCCAGUGUUGCUGAGAUUGGACGUCGAGUCAAAAAUCCCUGAAGAAUUGCAGUUGUGGUAUGUCACAGUGCGACCAGAGGAACGAGUCGCCGCUCUACUCGUUCUACUAAAAGACUACAUUGACAGUCAACAACAGACUAUAAUUUUUGCGGCCACUAGACACCACGUGGAGUAUCUUCACAUGGUUUUAGACCGUGUGGGUAUAAGUAACACCUAUAUCUACUCAAACCUGGACCCUUCUGCUCGCAAAAUCAAUGCUGCUAAAUUCUCAACCGGAAAAGUCAAAGUUCUGGUGGUGACAGACGUGGCGGCUCGGGGUAUCGACAUCCCCCAAUUAGACAACGUCAUCAAUUAUAAUUUCCCGGCCAAAUCCAAGUUGUUCGUGCACAGGGUGGGCCGAUGUGCCCGAGCCGGGCGCUCGGGGACCGCUUUCUCGUUGGUGUCACCAGACGAGCAUGCGCACUUGCUCGAUUUGCAUUUGUUUUUGGGGCGACCUCUGGCCAUCGUCACGAAAAACGGCGAGGGAUCCGUGGGGAAGAUACCCCAAGGGUUGCUGGAGGAGCAGCAUGAGGCCUUGUUGACGUUGCACGAAAAUUACGUCGAUCUGGUAAGCAUGAAAAAAGUCACGGAAAACGCCUAUAAACAAUAUAUACGAUCAAGACCAGCGGCUUCCUCGGACAGUAAUCGUAGGGUUAAAGAAAUGCCGUUUGACAAAUGCGGCACCCACCCCAUAUUUAAAAAACGUGACGACUAUGUGGAGGAAGAAAGAGAAAACUUGUUGGACCAAAUGAAGAGCUAUCGGCCACAAGGGACGAUUUUCGAAAUUUGUGGCAAAAACAAAUCCCAGGAGUACUUAGCAAUGAAGCAAAAACGCUCCUUCCAUAAAGAAAAAAUCAGUUCGUUUCAUGAAACUCAAGAAAGGAAAGAAGCGGAAAUGGAAGGUCAAAAUAAAAGUGAAAGCAAUUUAGCCAUAAGUACGAACGAAGAUAUUGAUGACGCUUUCGAGAAGGUAAUUCUACCAAAAAAACGAAAAUUGGAACACUUGUAUAAGAAAAACAAAAAACAGAAGCUGAGGGAUGACAAUUUCAUACCGUAUUUACCGGCGGAUCGGCACACAGAAGAAGGCUUAGCGGUGAACAAUUUCCAAAAUGAAGCAACCAAGGUACAGCUCGACCUCACUCUAGACUCGGAAGACGCGAUGAGGAAGAACGCGCAGACGAAGAAAUGGGACAGAAAAAAGAAGAAAAUGGUGGCAGUGCAAGAUCAGCGGACUGGGAAAAUUAGAACGGAAUCAGGAGUGUGGAUUCCGGCCACCUACAAAAGCAACAGAUACGCGCAAUGGAAAGAAAAAUCAAAAAUAACCAACGAAAGUGACGACGAAAACGAAAAUACCAGUCAGUCUAGAUUGCAAACGCAACCCAACACCCAUUGGGCUAAACACAACAAGAAACUCAAACUGAAGCAACGAAAAUCCGAGUUGAAAACAACUGAUCAAAUCCUGAAAGCGCGGAAAAUCGCAGACAAGAAAAAGAACAAACAGAAAAAGAAAGGGAAAAAAUCAAGAAGAAACAAAUAAAUUUAUUUAAUGUUUUAA
Molecule: messenger RNA, 2543 nt
Organism: Zophobas morio
Lineage: Eukaryota; Metazoa; Arthropoda; Insecta; Coleoptera; Tenebrionidae
Product: ATP-dependent RNA helicase DDX54
Exons: 7
Coding region: 258-2525 (755 amino acids)
Cellular component (GO): nucleus
Molecular function (GO): RNA binding; RNA helicase activity; ATP binding
Source: RefSeq, a predicted model, not a curated record